Magnolia sinica is the source of this 712-nucleotide messenger RNA. RefSeq names its product CLAVATA3/ESR (CLE)-related protein 12-like. Bases 174 to 458 code for a protein of 94 amino acids. Lineage: Eukaryota; Viridiplantae; Streptophyta; Magnoliopsida; Magnoliales; Magnoliaceae. The record is from RefSeq and is a predicted model, not a curated record. The transcript has a single exon.
AGCAUACACACCCUUCAUUUCAACCCCUCCUUCCCAUUUCUCAUGUAAGUGUGCCAUACAUUUCAAGCUGUCACAAAAGUCUAAAAUCCCUCUCUCCCAUCUAAAAUCCCAUCUACCCACCUUCAAAUCCAUGCUUCCUUAUCUCAUUCUCCUUGCCUUCCCUCUACUUGGCCAUGAGAAUCUCACAUCUAAUAGGAUUUCUCUUAUGGGUCUCUCUCCUUUUCUUCUUGAUUCAUGGGUGGGGCCAUGUGAGGUCUAGUAACACUAAUCUCAUCCAUCCUAGCUUGAUAAAGAUCAAUCGAAAGGCGUUGAUGAGCGAGUUCGAUUUCUCAUCGUUCAAUCCUCAGCAUCGACCAUACACGCCGGUUGAGCCGGAUCCCCCCAGCGAGGAGAUCGAUCCAAGGUAUGGAGUUCAAAAGCGAUUAGUCCCGACGGGCCCGAACCCACUGCACCAUUGAGGUUACACAAGGUGGUAGUGUUUAUGUAUGAUGUGUUUAUGAUCAUGCUUACACUCAUGCAAAUGGACACAAAAUGGAUGGUGGGUAAUCAAUAUUACUUGCAUAUUUACAUUCUUUUUAAGGUGAUACAAAAACCCAAUUGAGAUCAAUCAACAAUAAGCUCUUGGAAUGUAUGUUUAAUGAGUAUACAUGUGUAUGUAUGUAUGUAACAUGUUAUAUUACCUCUGAAGUUCUUGUGCACAUGAUCUUCUUUA